AUGCCUCAUUCUCCCGCGAGUUCGGUGGACUCUCGAAUCCUUGACAUUGACACCGCCCCCAGCUCUACCAGUGCUCCAGAUACGUCCUGGAAGCCUGCCGGAACUACGGCAUCUAAGACACAGAUCGAGGAUGAGCCUUUCAUGUCCCCAGCCUUAUCCGGGUUUACCUUCAACCUCGACCCUGAACCGACAUCGCCUUCGUCAUAUCUACCCAAUUCCGACAUCACUCCGCUACCUGACCUUUCGCUGAUCUCCUUCGCGGACACAUUUUCUUUCGCAGAUCAAAAGCAUCCGCAUGCGUUAUCUCGUCCAUUAACAAAGGGUAUACAAGGCCCGAAUACCAUGGCCGAGGACAGCGCAUUAAGCCGCUCAGAAAGCGCAUCGAAAAGGCUCAAUUACUUCGACAGUGCGUUCUCAAACUCCAGCAACGCAAAAGAAGGAGCAAGAGAGCGAAUCCAGCACGAUUCGCCCAUUGUUGCUGAGUUGAGAACCAAUGUGAUCAUCAAAAACGAAUAUGCGAUUGUCACUUCACUUUCGCAACAUCUUAGCGAACGAUUCAGACGGCCAGAAUCUGCAAUAUUGCUGACAGUCACACACAGCGCCUGUCUGAUGAUGGGUGGUUCCUUCGAGCCGGCAUACAUUUUGGACAUCACUGCCAUACCAAGCGAGGUUCAACCCAACACGAACAAGAGAAACGCGUAUUUGAUACAGUGUUUCAUAGCUGAUGUGAUGCAUGUACCCAGUAACAGAGGCGUAGUACGAUUCCUAGGACUUGGAGAAGAACAUCUAGCAAUCAACGGAAGCACCGUGGCGGGUGAGAUUGAGCGAGCUGAAAGAGACGCAGCAACUGUCGAUUGCAAGGAAGAGAGAACAAACGGACUCGUGAGAUCACUUACUAGCAAAUCUUCGAGGAAAAGCAUGAUCGGCGAGAAAAGAAAGAGUAUGGCAGCGGCCGACAACCGGAAAAGUAUCAUCCGUACGGCAGAGAAGAAGGAGUCGAGUAGCGAAAAGACUGAAAAUGUAUUUCACACCCUCGAGCGCAAGUUCUCGACGCGUAGUUUGCGCUCGGCGAAGUCUCUCAAGGACAAAAUAUCUCCGCCAAUUCCUAUAGAAUUUCCAUCCGAGCUUCUCCCGUCGCCAACUUCUAUCUCAGGCUUCUCAACAGCUUCCUCGAAAAACCAAAUCCCGAAUUUACCAAAUCUACAUCGGCUUUCCUCGCCAAAUGGAAUUAGCGGUUCCUCAAGCAAAGAUUCGGUUCCUGCGAAUUUGAACAAAGACCUUUCUCUUCCUUCCCCACUAUCCUCGAACCCGCCGCCCAUGCCUGUUCCGCCGUUUGCAACGCCAAGCGAACGAGCAGGCAGCGAGAAAGAUCCCAUCGUGACAAGUUCGUCAAGGCGGCCAAGCGUAAGCGCAAGACCUCAAAGCGCUAGAAAGAAUCUGAGCAAUAUAACUGGUCCAGCCGAAGCGAUUCCAAGUCCACCACCGAUACCACCGGAACUUGACAAGCCGAUUUUGAGCCCCCGGCUAAGCAAGCGGAAGAGCUUUGUGGCUUUGUUCAAGAAAAACGAUGGGAUCAGGACGUGA
Molecule: messenger RNA, 1584 nt
Organism: Verruconis gallopava
Lineage: Eukaryota; Fungi; Ascomycota; Dothideomycetes; Venturiales; Sympoventuriaceae
Exons: 1
Coding region: 1-1584 (527 amino acids)
Molecular function (GO): phenylpyruvate tautomerase activity
Source: RefSeq, a predicted model, not a curated record